AUGCUCCCGAACAAUACUCGCGCCACAUCCCCCGUCUUGCCAGCCACAACGUCCAGACUGACGGAGCUGGAUACGUCAAUUGCGUGGCUCGAUCACUGGCUCGAAAAAACCAACGGCCCCGCAUCUGAUGCUCCUCCCGGGCUCCGUGGCGUCGCGCAGCGGGACCGCGUCGACAUGAGCGACCGACUCGCUGAGAAAGAAGAGGAGCGGGACCUACUGGAUGCCGAGCUGUUCGACUCCGCGAGCGACCACGAUGGUUACGCCACCGAGUCCGACAUCGAGAAAAACGGCCAGUCCAGCGACGACGAGAGUGGCUACGACGGCGACGACGACAGCGACGACGCGCAUGGUCAACUUCUGCUCGUUCGCCGGCUUGUCUCGCCGCCGCUCGAGCACAAUGAAUAUCGCGUCGUGAGCCCUCCACCAAUAUUCUUGCAAAACCGAGCUCUAGCUCGCUCGAGUCCUGGACAGCCGUCACAUGUUCCCGGAUACAGCGGCCAAGCACCCAGAGACGACGACGUUCGACAAGCAGCUCGUACAGUGGUAUCUACCGCUGUUCAGUUCGCGUCGAAAAGACCAACAAUAAAUACAACUGAACAAGGCGCCGGCUUGUCUCGCAGCCACCACCCCCAAUACAACGUACCUUCGGGACGCGCCGACCACGUCGUGGCCCCACUCACCACAAGCGGCUACCGGGACGCUUCCGAGAAGGAGAGCCGAAGGGGGAAGAAACGAGCACUGGAGGUCGAGGAAGUCGAGGAAGAGGAGGUCGAUGAAAAGCCCCGGAAGAGGCGCGCUGCGAACAAGGAGAAUGUUGCCGCCGGAUCCAGCAAGUACGACGACGAUAACGAUGGCCUUGAGAGCCGCAGGCCUCAGCGCAGCGCAGUCCGCCCAUCCUUCUGCCACCCAUCUCGUUAUGUGGAGAACCGCGACCGACUCCGUGCGGCAGGUGCUGCCAAUGUCCCGCCUGCCACGCCUGUUGCUCCGCCUGCCCCUAUUCCAGCCGCGCCCGUUGCUGCGCCGAUUCCCGCGAUCGCCGUACCAGCCGCGCAGCCGGCUCAAGGUGCCUUCAUCAUUAUACCACCUCCGCCCGCCGCACCAGCUCCGCCGGCUCCUACCUACCUCCCGCCAAUCAUCCAGGUACUCGCUGAUCUCCCUAACCCGCCGUACAACAUCGUGCUGCCUCCGAUCGUCGCACAUCAGCCUCCGGUCAUCGCAAACCAGCCGGCGACAACGCAGAACCCCAGGAUGCAGCUGGGCUUCAUCAUGAUGUAG
This is a messenger RNA of Phanerochaete carnosa HHB-10118-sp, 1275 nucleotides long. RefSeq lists its product as uncharacterized. The record is from RefSeq and is a predicted model, not a curated record. Bases 1 to 1275 code for a protein of 424 amino acids. The transcript has 2 exons. NCBI's taxonomy places the organism in Eukaryota, Fungi, Basidiomycota, Agaricomycetes, Polyporales, Phanerochaetaceae.